CGUUGGGUUAGUUAGAAAAGCAUUACCCAAAAAGAGAAACAAAAACAAAAAAACAUUGCGAAAAAUAAAAAACAAAAGCAAAAACAAAAAAGAAUUCAAACGCAAACACACAACAAAUCUAUGACAAAACCAGAAAAAAAGCUUCAGUUUUAAUGGCCAAAAUCCUUCAUGAAUCCACAAGGAACAUGACUCAGCUUUGUAAAAAAGUGGUCCAUCUCGACGUCCGGUGGAGCAUAGUGGAAAGGGUGUCUGUGAUUGGCCACUUCUUCAAGUUCAUAUGGGAUAGAAUCGUCGUCUGCUCCACAGGAAGGUCAAGCCGGUACCGGAGGUUGCAGCGGCGCUCUUCUUCGUCGCCGUUGCUGGAAGUGGCAGAGGAUGGCACUGUCUCUGACGAACCCACCACCACGUGCGGCGGCGGCGUGUAUGACACGGAUCAGGAUUCAGUGACUUUGAAGAUCAGCUUGCUGGGUGAUUGUCAGAUUGGAAAAACAAGCUUUGUUGUCAAAUAUGUUGGGGAUGAGCAGGAAAAGAGAAGCUUGGAGAUGACAGGACUGAAUUUGAUGGAUAAAACAUUAGCAGUUCAAGGAGCUCGAAUUUCCUUCAGGAUUUGGGACGUAGGAGGUGAUAAAGGAUCGGUGGAUCAUAUUCCAAUCGCUUGCAAAGAUGCAGUAGCAAUUUUGUUCAUGUUUGAUCUUACAAGUCGAUGUACUCUAAAUAGUGUUGUUGGAUGGUAUAGUCAAGCAAGAAAAUGGAAUCAGACAGCGAUUCCUAUACUAAUAGGGACUAAAUUCGACGAUUUCGUUAGACUUCCUCCAGAUUUGCAGUGGACAAUUGUGACCCAGGCAAGGGCAUAUGCAAAGGCAAUGAAGGCAACCCUAUUUUUCUCAAGUGCAACCCACAACAUAAAUGUCAACAAGAUCUUCAAAUUUAUCAUGGCCAAGCUCUUUAACUUGCCAUGGACUGUAGAGCGAAACUUAACCAUUGGAGAGCCCAUUAUAGAUUUUUAGGGGAAAAAUAACCAUUUUUUUCUUCCUUUUUUUUUUUUUUUAAUAGACUCAUAUUUCCACUUGUACAUAGUACAUGGUAGAAAAAAGCAUUUAAAAAAAAAAAAAAAAAAAGAGAAAGAUUUUCUUUUUUUCUUUUAUUAAAAAAGUAAAAGUUUCCGAUCCUCUCAGAGCAUAUCACCCUCGGCUUUUAUAUGGGGCAAAAGAAAAUGUAGCCCAUCUUAUUGUGAAAUUGAGUUGGCUCGGAUCCAAUCAAACAUUGUCAUAUACUAGUAAUGGGUCCCGCACCACCACAUGGCAGUGUUAGAUUGGAGCCAGGUGGGAUUACUCUUAUAUCUACAAAGGGACUCAAAAACUGUUGUCCAAGAAAAUUUUGAAGUUUAAGGAUGAAGUUGCUGAAUAUUUUGGUUUAGAGUGGGCUGUUGAUCUUGCAAUUUCUAAAGGUUGGAGAAAGGAAGUUUCAAAAGGUGGUUGGAGAUUGUUAACUUGUGAUAAUGCAAUCUUAUUUGCUAACACUCAUCCUCGUUGGGAGUGUGUCUCUAUGCAGCUGCAUGAUCUAUACAAAAAAGUUUUCUAAUUUUAGUUGUUGUAAUGUACAGUGGGUUUCAGCAAAAUGCAAUUCGAUUGCUAAUUUUUUUUUUUUUUUUCUUGGCUGAUUGUUAUAUAGGAAUAAUAUUGAUUUAGCCUCACCUCUUUUGGCCUAAAUCUCGUCUUCUUUUGCUGUUAGAAGAAGGUUGUAUUGUAGUCCUUUUUUGUAAUUUUGUUUUUAUUAAUGAAGUAAGCAAAGUGCAUGUAAAAUUUCUUUCA
Molecule: messenger RNA, 1811 nt
Organism: Ziziphus jujuba (common jujube)
Lineage: Eukaryota; Viridiplantae; Streptophyta; Magnoliopsida; Rosales; Rhamnaceae
Product: septum-promoting GTP-binding protein 1
Exons: 6
Coding region: 153-1007 (284 amino acids)
Molecular function (GO): GTP binding; GTPase activity
Source: RefSeq, a predicted model, not a curated record